CUUCUUAUGCUUGGUCUGGUCCUGUGUAUAAAAAUAUGCUUCAGGCCUCAAGACUUGGGUUAAUCUUGCCAGAGCACAUUCCCAAAGGACCGUUUCCCCUUUUCAGUGAGCAAAGUCAAGGCCGCACCUCCCUGCACGAAAUUAGGACUGAAAAAGGAAACGGGCUCCAGGGAGGGUUUGGUGGGGGGAAGCAACUGCUGUUCCUGCAUGCAUGCACGCUCCUACGUGGGCACAUUGCAUUAUUAUUGCCUGGCGGGUGGCUUUGAAUGGAGACCCCGGCUGCAAAGCUGCAGCAGCCCCAGCUUGGGAUCUCGUUCUGCCCAAAGGAGCUGAAAAGGUUUUUAAAUAGCUGCAGCAAGUUAUACAUAGUAAGAGCGAGCGAGGGGUGGAAAAACGGAUGCUGUAUCUUUAACCCACAACGGCUGGAGCAGAUUUUGUUCUGAGCUAGUUAACAAUGGAAACUUUUUUUUUUAAGUGUUUCCCUCCAUCGGUCCUGCCAAGCACCAGAGAGAGAGAAAAAAAUGAAAAGAAACUUGUUCCGCUGAGUUCAACCCCAGACAGGCUCACAACUUCCUUCCUGCUUUCCGACCCCCUCCCCUCCCUACUCUCCCUCCCUCCCUCCCUCCCUCUCUCUCUCUCCCGCACAUUCAACAAACGUUGAAGAAGCAGCCAAUGACAAGGGCGGUGUUGCAAAAGUCGAGCGCUGAGCACGGCGGCAGAUCGGCCAACAAAACAAAAGUUCUCGAUUCUGCCGACCGAACCAUUCACUCGCUCUUUUGCAGCUCGGCUGCGGGGAGAGAGAGGAGGGGCAGUGAACGGACGCCGAAAAAAGCUGCGAUCUGACUGCUGGAAAUAAUUUCUGGGGUGUUUGGAAGUCUGCGCGCCUUGAUGCUAGGAGAUGUGAACUAAAGGUGCAACAGCCUCUCUGCGGAACAGUUGUUUAUGGAGCGGCGGGCCGGGGCCAGCACACCGCCUCCGCGCUUCUUCGGCUGCUCCCUGGGCGAUGCUGCAGCCGCCACUACUACUGCCGCCGCCGCCACCGCCGGCCCUGAGAGGACGUGGGCUGCUCGGCAGAGGCUGACCUGGGAGGAGGAGAAGGUGGCGGAGGAGGAGGAGGAAGAAGCGGACCCUUUACUAUGGCCGUGUCCUGCUAUACGCUCAACAGCCUAGUGGUCAUGAAGAGCGGCGAGGAAGACGAGGAGAAGGGCGGCUGCGGAGGCGGCAGGAGCAAGACGCCGCCCGUGACGCGCAGGCAGGUGCUGCCUGCUCUGGUCCCGGGAACCGAGAGGCACAGCAGCUACUGCCCGCUGCCCGGGCGCUCCAGCGCUCCUGCUGCCGCCACCCCAGCUUUCCUGUUCCCGCCGGCAGAGCCGCUGCUGCUGCAGGCUGGGGGCGAGGAGGAGCCUGCGCCCCGCGGGCCCCGCCGCCGGCUUAGCAGCCCCAGCUGGGCGAGCCCCCCUGGCCGCUCGCUUUCGCCCGGCUUGGAAGAGGCGCGCAGGACGGCGCGGCUCCUGCAGCGGCAGAACGUGCAAGUGACUCAGAAAGUGGGGCUCUUCGAGGCGCACAUCCAGGCGCAGAGCUCCGCGGGCGCCUUCCUCCUCAAGAGUCCCGGCGCGGGCAGGAGGAGGAGGUCGCCUUCGCCCAGCCCGGCUCGGGGCGCGCAAGUGCUUGGGCGCGCACCGGAGGCGGGGUCGAAGCAGCAGCGGCAGGAGGAGGAGGAGGCGACCGUCGAGGGACCGGAGAGCCCCCUGGCCCGGCUAGAGAACACAGGGAGGACGCCGGAGCAGGAGGCGGAGAAGAGAGAGACGGGCUCUCCGGUUGCGCAAGGCGCGAUGGAGACGGAGAACGGGCCACUUCUCAGAGCUCAGCGCCCGGAGGAGGAGAUGGGCGGCAGGAGAACUGGAGCGCAGGAGUCCAAAGAGUUGGAGAGCAAGUCGCCUCCGGCGCGCGUCUCCGAGGAGAGGGAGAAAGGGGACCCCUCGCCAAAGGCGCACCCUCGGGGCGCGAUGGACAGGGCGAAUGGGGCUUCCAGGACGCAGGAGGAGAGGAGGCCGGGGUCCGGUGGGGGGCAGGACUUGGAGAAGAGAAGCGGCUCCUCUGAAUGCCAGGACUCGAGAGAUGUGGUGAGCGCGAGGAGAUGUCAAGGGGUGACGGGGAACGGGAGGCCACUCCUGGAAGACGAUGCGCGGCGUGCCCGGGGGCCGCCCAAGGUGAGCGGGUCCUCCAAGCCUCCGGAUUUCUUCGAAGGCGUGCAGGGGAGGAGCGGCUUUCGUGGAGGGCAGGGCUCCGACGCGACGGAGAAGCCCCUUGGAGAGCCGCUCACGGCAGGAGACCCGCCUUGUGUUGCCAAGACUGACGGCGAGGAGGGCUGCUUGCUAGUUGUGGAGUGCUCGGCGAAGAAGCUGCCGCCGGCGCCCGAGCCUUCCCCAGACAUUAUGGCUGAAGCUAACGGAGCUGGGCUGCAAGAGCAGCAGCAUCCUGGGGGGCAGCAGCCUCUGCCUGGGACCUCGGCAGCCCUAGAGCAGCAGGAGCAGGGAAAGCCCCUGAUGGAAGCUGAGAGUUGCUGCGGAGGAGGAGGCGGAGGAAGCAGCAUCCCUGCUGUCAUAGUGACUGACCUGGGUGCUCAGGAGGAGGAAGAGGCAGGAGGAAGCCCCCGAAAGAACAUGCCUGUCAGGAAGUUGUCUUCCUCCUCAGCCUCUUCCACUGGCUUUUCCUCAUCCUGGGAAGAGUCUGAGGAAGACAUCUCCAGCGAUCCGGAGAGAUCUUUGGACCAGAGCCCAGCCUUCCUGCAAACCCUGGAUAAACCAAGAGUGAGCAAGUCAUGGCGGAAGAUCAAGAACAUGGUGCACUGGUCUCCUUUCGUCAUGUCCUUCAAGAAGAAAUAUCCCUGGAUCCAGCUAGCAGGGCACGCAGGUAGUUUCAAAGCUGCAGCUAAUGGGAGGAUACUGAAGAAGCACUGCGAGUCUGAACAGCGCUGCUUGGACCGCUUGAUGAAUGAUGUCCUUAAGCCGUAUGUUCCUGCCUACCAUGGGGACAUAGUGAAGGAUGGGGAGCGUUACAAUCAGAUGGAAGAUCUCCUGGCUGACUUUGACUCUCCCUGUGUCAUGGAUUGCAAGAUGGGAAUCAGAACCUACUUGGAGGAAGAACUAACAAAGGCCAGGAAGAAGCCAAGCCUACGGAAGGACAUGUAUCAAAAGAUGAUUGAAGUGGAUCCGGAGGCUCCGACUGAGGAGGAGAAUGCUCAGCGUGCCGUAACCAAGCCCCGAUACAUGCAGUGGAGGGAAACAAUAAGUUCUACAGCGACUCUUGGAUUCAGGAUUGAAGGAAUCAAGAAGGAAGAUGGCACCGUGAACAGGGAUUUCAAGAAGACCAAGACAAAGGAACAAGUCAUGGAGGCCUUCAGAGAAUUUACGAAAGGAAAUCGUAACGUUCUGAACGGCUACCUUAACCGGUUGAAGGGAAUCCGCGAUACCUUGGAAUUGUCACCAUUCUUCAGGGGCCACGAGGUAAUCGGGAGUUCCCUCCUCUUCAUCCACGACAAGAAAGAACAGGCCAAAGUCUGGAUGAUUGACUUUGGGAAAACCACCCCACUGCCAGAGGGAGAGGUCCUCCAGCACAACGUGCCCUGGAUAGAAGGGAAUCGGGAGGACGGCUACCUUUGGGGGCUGGAGAACCUCAUCGAGAUCCUAACGGAGUUGUCUCAGAGUGAAGACCUGCAUUAAAGUCCAGCUCUGCCACUACUCAGAAGCCAGCCCCUCAAACUGACUUUCUGAACUGCACUACAAGACACUUUCUGCCCACCCUCUCCUUCCCAGUUCUAAAAGUUAGAAGCUCCUUUUAUUUAAGGUGUAAAUAUGCAGUUAUAUAUUUGCCAGAACAAAUGCUGGACGUGAAGCCAAGCUUGGGACGAUGGAAGUGCAUACCAAUAUUGACUUUUUAGUCUUUAGCAGUUAAGCAUAGCGUAAAUUCCCCCUUCAGUAGUUCUUAUGCAAUCUGUGUUUAACCAGUAAGGGUUUGUACAGUUCUCAUACACCUCCGUUGAAUUAAGACAGUGCCCUAGUCUUGCUUAAAUUCUAUCUACCGGUAGCUCAAAGCUGCAGAGCAAAGGAGAGACUGAGUUGUAAUUAUCUGCUGCCCUCUUGUGCCCAAAGUUAGUACAUUACUUGGGCCGCUGAUUUUAAAGGCAGUUUGCUGGGAUUCUAGGUGCUCUUUCCUCCUGAGAAGCUUCGGAGUCUUUGGAAUCAAGAACUUAACGAGAACGUCCUUGGAGAAAUAUAACUGGUAUUCUUGAACAGCGGCCUUUUAACAUGUACUAACCUCAGUGUAGUUAAUCUGCAUACAGGAGCUUGUUGGAAUAACUUAAUAUCAAGUCUGCUUUUCAAUAUAUUCGAGCAAUUUCUUGCCGGCAUACAGCAGCUGCACAAUCGCCGAGUAGUUAGUUGAAUGAAUAGCAAAGCUCUGUCUGCUCCUGAGGGUUACAUUUGAUAGUGCAUCCUUUUGUCUACUAGGGUUGGGUUUGGACUGCUGGCGAAAAAAGUUCCGAUCCCUUGCUCUAAGCCAGGGGCUCUAACCCCCGCCAGGGGUUCCUGAACUACGACCCCCAUCAUCCCCGAACAUUGGCUGUGCUGGCUGGGGGCUGAUGGGAGUCCACAGUUUUCCUGCUUUUGCCAAGACUUUAGUUGUCUUGGAGUGACCUAGUAGCCUGUCAGAUGAAGGGCUGGCUUGCAAAGGGCUAUACCUGCCGUUCAGGUUUCUCUUUGUUAACACUGCAGACCCUUUUAAAGUGGCAAGCAACGUCUCAGGUGUGCUCUUGCAAAACAUUCCAGUACUCACAUCUCAAAGGGCGGCAUUUACUGAUGUCAGGAGGUGAGGACAGUACAUUUUCUUUUUUCCCCUCUAGGAAUUCACGAGUGCUGCAGAAACCUUGAGAAGGGGGACUGUUCAGUAGAGGUCACAGACUUUCCAGAGUUGUUUUUUUCUGGAUGGUGUCAAUACCGACAAAUCCUUAAACCUUUCCAUGUUCACGAUGCAUCCCAGAUGCUUCCAGAACCCGUUGCUUCCACUCUUCCCAGUAGUCAUGGGGCAACCCAGUUUGCCCUUGCAAUGCGCUGGCUGCAGUUUCUUAUCUCGAGUUGGUUCUAGCCCUGCAACAAGUGUGUGUGUUUUGCAGGAUGGUGUUUUGCCCUUUGGCUCCUUUUUCAGGGAUGCAAACUCCUCGGGGGAUUCCUUCAUUUGUAUCUCAUUAGGCCCCUAUCUGUCAACCUUCAGUGCUGUUGUAAAUAGUUGCUUUGUUUGGCUGCUUUUUCCCUUCAGGUUUCCUUUGCUGUUUAAUAAUAGCCUGUGUGGAAGUGCCUUAUGGACUACUUUCUCUUCCAUUAGUGUCAUGGAAAAGUGGUUUGUUUUUUUAAAAAAAGUUCUAUUUAUUGCCAUUCCUUUUUUUAGUUGCCUAGAACACUAAGUCUUAAUGCAUGGAAUCUUUUAAAUAAUAAUGCUAAGUUUUCAAAACAUAUUUUUUUUCCAUGUCUGGAGGGCAGGGAGCGAGUCCUUGAAGCAGUGUAAGUUUAUACCAUUUUUAAACUUGUAUUUAGCUUUUAAAUUGCUUCUCUUAUAUAUACAUUUUUAUUUUUUUAAGCCUGUUUGUAAAACAAGAUUCCUUGCUUUGUGGCUUUCAAAGAAGUGAAUUGUUUCUCCAGAUGUCUCUUAAGGCCCCCCUGGAGACUGGAACUCUUGCUGUGAGGUAGUUCUCCCAACACAUAUUUCUCCCGGAUUAGCGAUGACACGAAGAACUUGCUGAGUUAUAAAACUCCACCUAUGCACAGUGCCUGUAAGUCAAAUAACUCAAAAUAAAGGCAUACAAAAUG
Podarcis raffonei (Aeolian wall lizard) is the source of this 5861-nucleotide messenger RNA. RefSeq names its product inositol-trisphosphate 3-kinase B (gene ITPKB). The transcript is spliced from 8 exons. The record is from RefSeq and is a predicted model, not a curated record. Gene Ontology annotation, biological process: inositol phosphate biosynthetic process. Gene Ontology annotation, cellular component: cytoplasm; nucleus. The coding region runs from base 1137 to 3722 and encodes 861 amino acids. NCBI's taxonomy places the organism in Eukaryota, Metazoa, Chordata, Lepidosauria, Squamata, Lacertidae. Gene Ontology annotation, molecular function: inositol-1,4,5-trisphosphate 3-kinase activity; inositol tetrakisphosphate kinase activity.